Messenger RNA from Lutzomyia longipalpis, 1896 nucleotides. RefSeq lists its product as uncharacterized. The transcript has 6 exons. The record is from RefSeq and is a predicted model, not a curated record. Lineage: Eukaryota; Metazoa; Arthropoda; Insecta; Diptera; Psychodidae. The coding region runs from base 603 to 1517 and encodes 304 amino acids.
GCUUCUUGCCAUAUAGCGAAGCUUUUCUCGCUAGUAUUUGUGCAGAUCGUGGCGUGUGCUCUCCAGAAUCGCACACUCAAUUUCUUCGACAUCAACAAAACGCUCAAGCAAAUUCACCUCAGUCGGUACUCAACCGUCGAUCGAGCUCGGUUAUAGUUCAAAGCACCUGAAGAAAACGAGCCAACGAAGAAGGGAAAGAACACCAGUAGUUUGUUUCGAAGUGCUUCUCUUGCUUACAAAGCCCCGUUCAUUCCUAUUGAAAUAUUUGGAGCGUUCAUUUGAAUAAAAAUAUUAUAAUACAUAAAAUAAAAUCUCAUUGUGUAGAAUAAGUUAUCUCUCUGGGUAUGAAGAAAGAUUUAGCUUGAGUGGCAAAAAGUUGUGGAAGUGCUUGGGAAAAGUUUCCCUUUUCGUAUUGUGUGUGCAAGUACAAGACAGAAAGUGCAAAACCCAUCAUUAGUACAGCAUUAAACGGAAAAUUUCUGCGACGAUGACUCUCAUCAGUAAAAUUGUCCAGAUAAUUCUGGUGAGCUUCUAAGACCGGGAUAAACCCCAAAUCCAUCAUCUCGUCGAUGUUGAGUACUGACUAAAAAGAAAAGGAAAUCAUGACAACAACGAUUGAAGAUCAUUUCGUGGACAACAAACUAUCUACCCUAUGGUUCUGGGGUGAAUUUAUCGGUGUCCUUCUUAUUCUUUGCCUAAUCGCAAUUCUCAUAUCAAUACGAAGAGGACAGAGAAUGAUUACGCCGCAUCGCUUCAAAAAUUCCCGUAUUCUGAUCACCAAUGGUUCAUCUUUUUUAUCUCGAGAGCUCCAUCAUCAAUUGACGACACGUCACCAGUGUCAAGUAGUUCUUGUGUCCGAUUCCAAAGAUGCCACAAGCUAUGGGCAGAAAUUCGAUCUGACCAAUGGGAAUAUUGUUAAUCUGAAUUGUGACACAGUGUGCCAUCAUCAAAUGAAUUCCCUCGCUGGAUAUGUGUGGAACGAGUUUGGAUCUGUGGAUGCAAUCAUUGACAUCGAAGAGGAAGUGCAUACCGGCGAUGUUUGUGAUGUUGUUCAGCAGACUGGAACAAAUAUUCAGCGUUUCUUGAAUCUUGUAACGAAUUUCGGACCAAAAAUGCAUCAAUCCGGUGGCGGUCAGAUCGUUACGGUGAGGAGCAAUCUCAAUGCAGCCGGUGCCUGUGUAUCAAGUCGCGAUGACGUCUUGGAUAUGAUGGAGCAACUGGCACAGGGUGAAGCAACGAAUUUCACUACCAACAUUCAACUUUCAACAAUCUUUCUGAAUCACGGAAGAACCUUCAAUGAUGAUGACUUUAUGCAUCGUUUGGGCAUUGUGUCUCAACUCACGCUACCUGAAGUGGCUGAUCGCAUAAUCAGGGGCCUCCAAACUGGUAAAGACAAUUUGGAGAUCAAAUCGAGAAGAAGUCUGAUAGAUUAUAUUGUAAAAAAACUAAAGAAACAGGACAAUUCUGAGUUACUUCAGAGCGCCAACAUUUCAGCAUCAUUGAGAAAUUGUCAAUGAAAUUUAAGCACAAAGAAGUAUUAAAAAAAAUGAGAAGCGCUUAUAAGGAAGUCUUGAAUUUUAUGUAAAUCACACGAGAUUAGCAUUGCCCGCGAAUCAUCUAAAUCCCACACAAAGUUUGUGUGGAUCCACAUGCAUUUUGUUGAUUUAUGUCGCAUCACUAGCAUUUAAUAUGCUGAACGAUAAAAAAUACACCUUCAAUCCGGCAGUGUGAUCAAUUUAUCAGAAUGCUCGAAGGCCGUAUUUAUUUUUAUUAUUUUUGUAGAUUUUUUGUAAAAAGAAUUAUAAAAAUUUGAAUUUAUAGUGAAAAGGUGCUCUUAAUGUGAAUUAAGUGACUUUUAAAGGCAAUCGUGCAAUAAAAUUUCUGCGAGGAAGUUGA